Penicillium paradoxum is the source of this 1002-nucleotide messenger RNA. Its product is annotated as Rab geranylgeranyltransferase subunit beta BET2. The transcript has 5 exons. Gene Ontology annotation, biological process: protein geranylgeranylation. Gene Ontology annotation, cellular component: Rab-protein geranylgeranyltransferase complex. NCBI's taxonomy places the organism in Eukaryota, Fungi, Ascomycota, Eurotiomycetes, Eurotiales, Aspergillaceae. The record is from RefSeq and is a predicted model, not a curated record. Gene Ontology annotation, molecular function: Rab geranylgeranyltransferase activity. Bases 1 to 1002 code for a protein of 333 amino acids.
AUGGCCCUUGUAUCAGGCCCUGGUAGAGCGGGGAGUAGCCCCGCAGAUUCUGACCUGCACACCUCACAACAUGUGACUUACAUCAAGAACCUGGACACUAGGAAAGAUGAAUUGGAAUAUUGGCUGACCGAACACCUGCGACUCAACGGUGUAUACUGGGGCCUUACAGCUCUUCAUAUCCUCGGCCAACCCGACGCACUGCCUCGAGACCAGACAAUCGACUUUGUUCUCUCGUGCCAAAAUGACAGCGGAGGCUUUGGUGCUGCCCCAGGACACGAUGCCCAUAUGUUGUACACGGUCUCUGCCGUUCAAAUUCUUAUAACUAUUGAUGCUGUCGACGAACUCGAGAAGAGAGGCCGGGGCGGCAAGCAGAAGGUUGGGUCUUUCAUUGCCAACCUGCAGAACGCAGAUGGCUCUUUCAUGGGGGACCAAUGGGGAGAAACAGACACCCGAUUUCUAUACGGGGCUCUCAAUGCAUUGUCGCUCUUGCGCCUGAUGGACCUGGUGGAUGUUCCCAAGGCCGUGAGUCAUAUUCAAAGUUGUGAAAACUUGGAUGGAGCUUAUGGUAUCCGCCCUGGUGCCGAGUCCCAUGCUGGCCAAGUGUUCACGUGCAUUGGUGCUUUGGCCAUCGCUGGCCGUCUGGACUUGGUGAAUAAAGAUCGUCUUGGAGCUUGGCUCAGUGAGCGUCAGAUCGAGAGCGGCGGCUUCAAUGGUCGACCGGAGAAACUUGCAGAUGCCUGUUACAGCUGGUGGGUUGGAUCGAGUCUUGCCAUGAUUGAUCGUCUGCAUUGGAUCGAUGGCAAGAAACUCGCCGCCUUUGUCCUACAGUGCCAGGACCCUGAUGCUGGAGGGUUUGCUGAUCGACCAGGGAAUAUGGUUGAUGUGUAUCACACACAUUUCAGCCUUGCCGGGCUGAGUUUAUUGAAGUUUAGUGGUCUUGAAGAGAUAGAUCCUAUCUAUUGUAUGCCGAAGUCCAUCACCGCCCGGUGUCUUGCGGGGUAA